Australozyma saopauloensis is the source of this 1812-nucleotide messenger RNA. RefSeq names its product Bzz1p (gene BZZ1). The coding region runs from base 1 to 1812 and encodes 603 amino acids. The transcript has a single exon. The record is from RefSeq and is a predicted model, not a curated record. Gene Ontology annotation, molecular function: protein binding. NCBI's taxonomy places the organism in Eukaryota, Fungi, Ascomycota, Pichiomycetes, Serinales, Metschnikowiaceae.
AUGUCCCUAGAGGAAAUAUCCAUUGGAAGCGAACUCAAAGACUCAUUCAAGGAAACAUCAAAAUGGGUGACCAACGGAAUCAAUUGGCUCUCAGACUUGGAUGAGUUCUACAAGGAAAGAGCCAUGAUCGAGAGAGAGUACUCCACAAAGCUCCUGGAACUAUGCAAGCGCCAUUUCGACAAAAAGGCACGCAAUUCGUCCCAUUUGUCUGUUGGAGACGAACCAAAAAUUACCCCGGGAUCGCUAGAGAGUGCAUCUGUAGUUUUGUGGAAUGAGGUCUUAACUCAAACAGAAGCUAUUGCCAAAGAGAGACACAGUUUGGCCGCUGACCUUCAAGAAAAGGUGUGCUCCAAUCUCGACAAGUUGCAAGUCAAGCUGAACAAAAUCAUGCGUCACAUUACAGCCAUCAACGACUACUUGCUGACGGAGAAGAAAAACACAGAGGAGGAUGUGAACAAAGCGAAAAAGGCUUAUGAUAAUCUAUGUCAAAGUACCGAGAACGCUCGCCAAAAGACUGAAAAGUCACUGUCCGAGCGGUACCUGGCAAAAUUGGAGGAGAAGAAGAUCGACAUGAAUAUUGGCAAGAAUGCAUACUUGAUUAAUAUUAGUGUCGCGAACAGUCUCAAAGAUAAAUAUUUCUUCCAAGACUUACCGGAGGUGUUGGAUUAUCUUCAAGAUCUCAACGAAACAAGAGUUGCUAUUUUGAACAAGCUCUUGAAGAACGCUUGCAUCAUAGAAAGAAACUCGAACGAAAAAGUGAAGGAGAUAUUGUCGAAGAUAGACAGCACAGCAGAUCAAAACAAUCCAAAGCUAGACACUGCAAUGUUCAUCAAACACAACUAUUGCCAAUGGAGUGAGCCCGCUGACUUUGUGUUCAUUCCCUGCAGUUUCUGGCAUGAUGACGAGACUCUCAUUGUUAAAGAGCCCGAGUUGACUGAUCUCAAAAAGCGCUUGAAUAAAGCACUCACUACCUAUUCAAACUACAAGCAGACAACAUUGUCAUGCAAGGAGAAACUAGAGGAGGCCGCCCAGAAACGGAGAGAAGACGAGGAUCAUGCAAAUCUAAAAUUUGACCUCAAAUUUGAUGAUGUGUUGUAUUUACUAGAAAAGUUCAUGAAAGAAGACUCCAAUCGUGUUAAAAGCGAGAUUGAAAUUGAGAUAAUCCAGAAUUUCGCAGGCGACAAAGAUCUCUCUUAUGUGGAGCAAAAGAAGGAGAAGAAAUCGCGGUUCGGUAUUUUUGGGCUGUCGAAACAUUCUAAAACCGAGAGCGUUACACAAAGUAAUGACGUUCUGUCGAUUUACACUGUGACAAGCAACAAGACCAAUACCUCGGGAGGCGGCGUUCUUAACGGUAUAUUCAGUUUGAGAAGAAGCAAAACCAACGCAACCCAAGAAACGAAGACCAAUGCCACUGCCACUUAUGCAUACGAUGCUGCUGGAGAUGAUGAGUUGAGUUUGUUGGCUGGAGAAGCCUUGUUCAUUACACAGCCAGAUGAUGGUAGCGGAUGGACCGAGGUUCGCAAGUCAAAUGACCAAACCGGACUAGUGCCUACAAGCUACUUGCAAAUUGAUAUUCAAGAAGACGCUGGCAAGAGAAAGGGUCCCUCUGUUGCCCCAAAGCGUGGUGCUAAAAAGGUCCAAUACGUGGAGGCCAUUUAUGAUUACGCCGCUGAAGAAGACAACGAGUUGAGUAUCACUGCUGGUGACAGGAUUGUGCUAAUACAAGAGGAUGUUGAUGGAAGUGGAUGGACUGAGGGAGAGCUCAACUCCAAACAGGGUCUCUUCCCGACGUCAUACAUCCGCAAAAUAUAG